This is a messenger RNA of Rubroshorea leprosula, 1165 nucleotides long. The record is from the annotation of a GenBank genome assembly. Lineage: Eukaryota; Viridiplantae; Streptophyta; Magnoliopsida; Malvales; Dipterocarpaceae.
GAUUGGACGCUGGGUCCCACAGACAGGUUUGUUCGGAUCGGUAUCGGUCCUGAUAAGGCUGCAUGCAGCCUUCUUCCCUUCGGUUUGCUCGUCCCCCCAUUCUGCGAUUUCUCCACAAUUUUUCUCUGUUUUUUCUGUCUUUUUUCUUCCUCUCCACUGCAAGCUUCUCCUCCAAUCUCUGGCCAACCACCACCAAGAUCUGCUGUGUUUAUCGGUUGAUCUGGGCUUGAUCUAGGCAUUUGCUAGUUUUUUGGUUUCUAAUCUACCUAUAACACCCCCCAAACCCCUCCAACCACCGACUCUCUCUCCCUUGAAAACCCGGUGAGAUCUUGAUGAAAAUUCUCUUCUUUUCUUGUUAAAUCACAAGAUUUGGGGCUUAGAAUCUUCCCUCUCAACCCAGAAAAUCCCGGUUCUGCUCUGCUCUUCUCCCCUGUCCGCCGGCUGCUAUGUGGGUUUGAAUUUCUGGGCAUUUUUCGGGUAAGCCACAGCCAUGAAAUUCAUCUUUCUCCCUUAGUUAGCUUGGGUUACUCUAAUUUUGUUAUUGGUUCUUGAAUUUUUGGAGUUUGCCGUGAGUUUCCUCCCCCUGGAUCCCGUCGGCUUCCUCACCAGCCAAGCUCGGGUUCUGCUGGCUGGAAUUCUGGUAAGUUGCUGGCUUUUCCAAGCUUAAAAUUACCCAUUUAAUUGCUGGGUUUUGUCCAUUAGUUGAUGCUCUGUGUUGUCCGAAUCUGCUGGGAUAGGGGAGAAAAUCCCGUGUGUGUGAGUUGUGAUUUGCCAAGUUAUGCUCUCCCUGUGAUGCCUACUGUUCACGGCGUGAGCACUGUUCAUGGGUACUGUUCACACCCCGAGGAAAUAGCACUCCUGAUCCCCGCUAGUGGGUGUGUAGCAUCCUUGAUCCCCGCUAGUGGGUGUAACGCUAGCACUCCUGAUCCCCGCUAGUGGGUGUGUAGCAUCCUUGAUCCCCGCUAGUGGGUGUAACGCUAGCACUCCUGAUCCCUGCUAGUGGGUGUAACGCUAGCACAUGUCGACAUGUUUACUGAUAUGACCGGUUUAUUCUGACGCCUGCCACUGGGCGAAUACAUUGGCAAAUUUCUGUCGCCUGCCAGUGGGUUGUUAUAACACUGGCCAUGACUUAUAGAUGAGACUACUGAACUGAGUUUUCUUCUGC